This is a messenger RNA of Polyodon spathula (Mississippi paddlefish), 1898 nucleotides long. RefSeq names its product cilia- and flagella-associated protein 36-like. NCBI's taxonomy places the organism in Eukaryota, Metazoa, Chordata, Actinopteri, Acipenseriformes, Polyodontidae. The record is from RefSeq and is a predicted model, not a curated record. Gene Ontology annotation, cellular component: axoneme; ciliary base. Bases 170 to 1363 code for a protein of 397 amino acids. The transcript is spliced from 10 exons.
GUUUGAAAUGUGUGCGUUUUCAGUGCAAGAUAUUUUUUUUCUCUCCUUCCAGUAGAGAACCUGAGAAGCUGAGCGAUAACAAAUGUCUGCCUCUUCACAGCUGGGAAGUGCAACACUGUACUGCAGUACAAGAUUUACCCACUAACAAUAGCAACAGUUUUCUUCAAACAUGGAUGAAGAUAAUGAGUGGAUAGUGGAGACCAUUGCUGGAUAUCUCGGCAGCCCAGAUUGGGUUAUACCCGUAACCGACUUUAUCGAACACAAAUGUACAGUAUUUGAUGAUGAUGAUGAAAAUAAACUGUCCUAUACAGAGGUCCAUCAGCAGUACAAGGAAAUGGUAGAACAACUGUUGGGUAAUUACACACAGGAGGUUGGUAUCAGUGAAGAACAAUUUUUGGAAGCAUGCGUAUCUCCACUGGCACAAUCAAAGGCACUACAGAAGGUGUUUCAACCAGUGUUGGCUGCAGAAGACUUUGAAAUGUUUAAAUCUCUAAUGAUUCAGAAGAAUGUGGAGCUGCAGCUGCAGGCACUUCGUGUAAUUGAGGAGAAGAAUGGUACACUGCCUGAGUGUUUGACAGAUGGUGUGGACAUGAUAUCGGAGUUGGAAGAGCAGGAGCUCAGAAUACUGAAGGAGGUGCUGAAGAGAUCAAAAGAUGAAUAUGAGCAGGACCUGGCGAAAAAAAGGUUCUCGGAGGAAGAAUCUGGGUCAGCUUCAAACAGCAGCUCACGGGAGAGCAAAGAUCAACAUGAAACCUGUCUGAGAAAGCAUUCAGAAAAAGAAAGUGAACAAACACAGAAAGUGUGCAAAGCCCCAGUAAAAACUGUGAAGAAAGGAGCAGCUGUUUGUGCCUCCAACACUGAUGAUGCAGGAAAGAAGAGUCCCUCCAAAGACUGUAUGCAACCAAGCACAAAGUUGCUGUCAGCAUGUUUUCCAGGGAGAAGCAGCAUUGGGAGUCUCUGUGCCAAUAGUAAAGUCCUUGCACCAGUCAAAGCCCCUGUCAAUGGGUCUGAGCUCAGUCCAGCAUCCACCUCCUCAGAGAACAAGAAGAGCAGUAGUGAGGCUGCAGAGGCUUGGUUAGAAGAGGCCAGGAAGGAGGCAGGGAUAUCUAGACCUUUCACUGAGCUGUCAGCAGAUCAGCAAGAGCAGCUUCAGCAGCGAGCAGAGUACCUGAAACAGCAGAGGGACAAACUUCUCGCCAUGAAGAAAGAGCAAAGACAUAAACCGACCCAUGCUGAACUUGCAGAGGAGCCUUCAAUAUUGACAUCUGAGAACAAGCAGGUAAUUUCUGAAGAUGAGAAAAAGAAGAUUCAGAAACGAAAGAACCUGGCAGAAAAGCUUAAACAAGAAGUAAUAAAAAAAUAAUGACGGAAGUCUGUUACACAGACAUUAAAAGGCACCUAUGGACUUAUGCGUUACUGAACUGUAUUUGGUUUAUUUUGUGCCAGAAAUUUGGUGUGAAGAAUGCAUUAUUAUUUUUUUAUAUAUAGAGGUCUGUUAGUUUUAAACCAUGGUUGCCUGUGAAAACAAAGAAAUAGCUUAUACUGUUCAUAUAGUGUCUGGGUUAUGGUACUUAGUCAUAUUCGUGUCUUAAUGUGUUGGCAACUUUUAAUUGAAUGGAAAAAAAUCUUAAUUCUCCUUUACCAAAGAUCUUGACCUCUUGCUGAUUUCAGUUAUAGGUGUUGGUUCCAUUGUUAAUAAGGAAAUUGAAACAUACUCUUUUUAUUUUGUAUUUUUCAAUAUUUUUUAAACAUUUGAAAGGAAUAUAAAAAGUAGGUCAAUUUUACCACAUACCAUUCUAUUACCUUACAAAUACUGUGUAUUACAAACCUCUACACCCUAAAGCAGGAGGAAAAAAGUGGGUCCCUACCAGUUUAACCCACAGGUUUCUUUGGACAGA